AUGUAUGUAUAUAUAGCCGAUUUAACUAACUUCAAGGCACACCCAAACUCCGAGCUUAUGUACGAAUCAUAUCAAGCUACAUCUGAUCGGAACAAGUGUUGCUACACAAAGCAUUUUCAGGACUCUGCUUGGUCUUCUAGGUAUGCUCAGCACCAGUCCAGUUCCGUAUAA
Messenger RNA from Chondrus crispus (carragheen), 171 nucleotides. RefSeq lists its product as hypothetical. The record is from RefSeq and is a predicted model, not a curated record. The transcript has a single exon. Lineage: Eukaryota; Rhodophyta; Florideophyceae; Gigartinales; Gigartinaceae. Bases 1 to 171 code for a protein of 56 amino acids.